AUGGCCGCGCGGCGAAGAGCAGAGGCCAUUCGAUCCGAAGUGCCACCCGUCGCCGAUGUUGAGCCUCCCCUGCCUGUGAUUGAGGAGACAGUUCAGACACGAGAUGCCGAGUCGGAGCCGAUCGUGCUGGCAAGCCAGGAAGAACGAAGGGCGGAGAAAUGUCCUGCCGAGUUUGAGGCCGGCUCUGGAGAAGACCCUGCGGACAAACAGCCGCGUCUAGAGGAGUCGGAUACAGUUAUUCCUUUUGUGGUUCAACCAAAGAUAAAAAAUAUGUCGAUCUCCUCUGACGCGUUGGCUAUGAAAGAUCCAGCCGUGGCGCUGAGUAUGGCUUCAUCAAUUUCAUUGUCGUUUGACAAGGCGACUUUUCACUCGGAGCCAGACCUUUUGACGAUCGGAAGGAUUGCUGAGAUAAGUCGUCGCCAGCAUGACUUCAUCGAACGAAUUGGCCGUUUACAAUCUGAAGUUGAUGGCCAAAGGAGUCGGGCCGAGUUCGAAGUGGCGAGGGCAAAAAUGGAAGCUGUAAGGGCCGAGGCUGAGAUGGAGAGGGCCAGAAAUGCAAACCAGCUCAGAUUGGCUGCCGAGCAGAAGGCGAAUGUGAGCGAAGCUGCGCUGAAGUUAGCGCAAGAGGCGAUCGCCAAACUUGAGGCAGACUUGGCAGAAUCAAAGAAGGCGAAGGAAGUAGCCGAUUCUGAGGCUUCGAAGGCGUAUGAGGCUGGGCAAGGAGCUGCCCUUGCCAAUUAUGUGGAAGAACUUUUUGUUUAG
This is a messenger RNA of Camellia sinensis, 762 nucleotides long. NCBI's taxonomy places the organism in Eukaryota, Viridiplantae, Streptophyta, Magnoliopsida, Ericales, Theaceae. The record is from RefSeq and is a predicted model, not a curated record.